Molecule: messenger RNA, 1815 nt
Organism: Monopterus albus (swamp eel)
Lineage: Eukaryota; Metazoa; Chordata; Actinopteri; Synbranchiformes; Synbranchidae
Exons: 2
Coding region: 148-1185 (345 amino acids)
Molecular function (GO): nucleic acid binding
Source: RefSeq, a predicted model, not a curated record
CUCCUGGGCCACGGAAAAGUAGCCACGGUCAUUGGAGGAGGCCGUAGCCCCCUGCUCUCUUGCGGUGCUCUGCGGUGUCGGCCCGUGUGCGGUGUUCCGGCUUUAUUCUGCCUUCCUAGUCAGUCCUGUGUCCAUCGCGUCAGAAAGAUGGUGUUCUCCCUGGAACAGCGGAUAGUGAUUGUGGAAGGCUAUGUGCGAAGCGGAUCGAUUAAGGAAACGCAAGAGGCCUUCGCCGACAGGUACUCAGGAACAAAACCACCAGCUAAACGUUGUAUUCAGAGUCUGGUUCGGAAAUGGCACCAAACCGGCUCUGUCGGAAACAUGAAGAAAUCGAGGCCUCCGUCGGUCCUGACGCCCGAAGUCGUCCGUGACAUUCAGCAGCGGAUCGCAAGUGGCCCCCGAAAAUCAACCCGGAGGCUGUCUCAGCAAGUUGGGGUAUCACGAACGACGUGUCGUCGAGUGCUGAGAUCUCUGAACCUCAAACCGUACCGGUUGACGUGUGUGCACGACCUGAAAGAGCCCGACAAAGCUAAACGCGUAAAUUACUGUAAGUGGCUGCUGACUGUGAUUACUGACGGACAUGUCAACCCACUGCUGUACUUCAUGACGGACGAAGCUUGGUUUCAUUUAUCUGGUCACGUAAAUACCCAGUGUACGAGGUACUGGUCCGCAGAAAGCCCCCACUUGACUCACGAAACACCACUUCACGACCAGAAAAUUGGCGUUUGGUGCGCGGUGUCGGGGACGCGAAUAGUGGGUCCGAUUUUCUUCGAAUCAGCUGUGAAUACCGCGGUUUACCUGGACAUCUUUGAACAAUUUUACCACCAACUAACACCAGAAGAAAAAACGUGCUGCUUUUUCCAACAGGAUGGGGCAACAUGCCACACCUCACACGACGCACUGGCGCGAGUUCAUGAACUGUUUACGGAGGAGCGAACUGUGAGCAACGGGCUAUGGCCACCGCGGUCCCCGGAUUUGUCCACAUGCGCGUUUUAUCUGUGGGGAAAGUUAAAGCAGAAAGUGUACGCCAGCAAUCCACAUACCCUGGAUGAGCUCAAGGAAAACAUCACGAACACUAUCCGCAGCAUCACUGUUGAAGAGUUACGAGCAGUAUCGGCCAACAUGCUGCGACGUGCCCAAAGGUGCAUAGACGCGAAUGGGGACCACUUUCAACAUCUGUUGUAACUUGUGGGGUUGGAGUGCCGGACGCGGGCUGCUGUUCACCCACAUGUCUGAAUCACAAAUGCAAUGCAGCCCCUAGCCAACAGGAUAAUAAGUAUGGAAGAGGAACACCCAGAUCCCCAGCUUAUUAUUUUGGCGGAUUUUAACAGAGCAAACCUCACUUAUGAAUUGCCCAAAAACAGACAUGUCAAGUUGUCAUAGCAAGGACAAAAACGCACUGGACCAUUGCUAUACUGUAAGGACACUCUGUUCCCCCUGCAGACACAGAGACAGUGUCUUCCCCCGGGCUAUUACACUCAUGAACAGCUAGUCUGUGUUUGCUCCUUUAACUUGUGCUUCUUGACUUGUAUAUAUUUUGUUUUCAUUGCUGUGCACAUGGGGGGCCCAUUGGUCUGGAGUCAAAUUCCUUGUAUUUUAGAUAAUACUUGGCAAUAAAGUUUAUGAUUAUGUUCGUUUUAUGUGGACUGUCACUGUGAUCAUAUACUGUCUGUCUUCAUUUACAUGAACGGGGUGAAAUUCUUUUUACAUGGGUAAAGGAACAGAUUCAAACUGAGACGGUGUUUCACAAACUACUAAUUCUUUUUUCAGGCCGCACUUUACUGUGUUACAGUUUUUGAGUUGUUUCUUUGUUUG